Dacryopinax primogenitus is the source of this 990-nucleotide messenger RNA. Its product is annotated as glycoside hydrolase. Lineage: Eukaryota; Fungi; Basidiomycota; Dacrymycetes; Dacrymycetales; Dacrymycetaceae. The coding region runs from base 1 to 990 and encodes 329 amino acids. The record is from RefSeq and is a predicted model, not a curated record. Gene Ontology annotation, biological process: carbohydrate metabolic process. Gene Ontology annotation, molecular function: hydrolase activity, hydrolyzing O-glycosyl compounds. The transcript is spliced from 9 exons.
AUGGUAUCCGUGUCUUUUGUCUUCCUUGCCGCCUUUGGCAUCGUCACCGGUGUGCUUGCCGCUCCGGUCGAGCUCAUACAGAAGAGGCAGAGCGCCCAGGCUGCUCCGCACUGGGUUGCGUAUUCCGACAAGUGGGUCUCUGGAGAGAACGGCCCUCCCGCCCCAUCCGUUAUCAAUGGAUUCAACGUCUUCAUCCUUUCGUUCUUGAUGACUUCCGGUGCGGCGGACCAGGCUCUGGAAUGGACCACCCUCGAUUCAGCGACAAGGGCCUCGAUCAAGUCUGAGUAUGCUAAUGCUGGGAUGAAGCUUCUCGUGUCGGCAUUUGGAUCCACCGAUGCCCCUACUUCUGAAGGAUACAACCCUACGAGUCUGGCCAAUACUAUGGCAGCAUGGGUGAAAGAAUAUGAUCUUGACGGCAUCGAUGUGGACUACGAGGACUUCAACGCGUUCAACUCAGGCACGAACGAAGCCGUGACCUGGCUUGUUACUUUCACGCAAGCUCUGAGGGCUGCACUCCCCGCUGGGCAGUACAUCAUCACCCAUGCUCGCUGGGAACCGGGGAGCUUAGGAAGCUGCAUAGCUGUGGCGCCAUGGUUUAGCAAGUCCCAGUACCCAGCCGGCAGCUACCUCGACGUAAACACCCAAGCUGGCGGGGAUAUCGACUGGUACAACAUCCAGUUCUACAAUCAGGGCUCAACAGAAUACACCACCUGUGCCGGCCUGCUGACGGCGUCUUCCUCAAGCUGGCCCAACACCGCGCUCUUCCAGAUCAACGCAUCAGGCGUGUCGCUCAACAAGCUCGUUAUCGGCAAACCGGCCAAUUCUGGGGAUGCCAGUACCGGCUAUAUGAGCACCUCUACUCUCGCCAGUUGUGUCCAGCAGGCUCAGGCUCAGGCUCAGGGCUGGGAGGCGGGCGUCAUGACCUGGGAGUAUCCUGAUGCCGCAAGCGCAUGGAUUGAGGCCGUGCGGGCUGACUCCUGGCCCGUGUAG